Molecule: messenger RNA, 4654 nt
Organism: Ruditapes philippinarum (Manila clam)
Lineage: Eukaryota; Metazoa; Mollusca; Bivalvia; Venerida; Veneridae
Product: nucleosome assembly protein 1-like 1-B
Exons: 16
Coding region: 141-1343 (400 amino acids)
Biological process (GO): nucleosome assembly
Cellular component (GO): chromatin; nucleus
Molecular function (GO): chromatin binding; histone binding
Source: RefSeq, a predicted model, not a curated record
GUUCCUAACGAAGGCUAUGAUUGGAUAAAAUAAUUAGAUGAACCAAUCAAAUAGCUCGGUACCUUUUAAUGAAUGAUCGUCCAUUUUGCCCCUCGUGUUUUGCAAGUCAAGGUAUCGUUGGCUGACAAAGAACAUUUAAAAUGGCUGAUCCAGAAGUUGUACCUGAUGUAGAAGCAGCAGAUGCUGGAGGUGAAGAAGAACCAACAAGUGAAGAACCAAGCAGUCAGGGAGAUGAUGUAGCUCAACCAGCAGUUCUUGCCAGUCAAUUGAUGCGGGACCCCAUGAUGCUUGCUGCUCUACAAGAUAAACUAGGCAGUAUGGUGGGAGGUAACUCUGGGUACAUACAAAGCUUGCCAAAAGCAGUGAAAAGAAGAAUUAAGGCACUUAAAAAGCUACAAUUUGAAGCUACGAAGAUUGAGGCUGAGUUUUACCGUGAAGUCCAUCGUUUAGAAUGUGAAUAUGCUGCCAAGUAUUCACCUUUGUUUGAUAAGAGAUCAACAGUGGUUACCGGAGAUUAUGAACCAAAUGAUGAGGAGGCAGACUGGCCUAGCGAUGAUGAAAAAGAUGAAGAAUUAGCAAAAGGCACAGAUGAACUUGCAUCUGGAGACAAGGAAGAAGUAAAGAACAAAGCAUCUUUAGAAGACAAGAAAGAAGAAGAUGGUGAGAAGAAAGAAGAGAAAGAAGAGGAGAGUAAAGGCAUUCCAGGUUUCUGGUUGACUAUAUUUAAAAAUGUUGAUAUGUUAGCUGAGAUGAUUCAACCCCACGAUGAACCUAUCCUUAAUCACCUGCAGGAAAUCAAAGUAGAAUUUAAAGAAAAGGACCCAAUGGGUUUCACAUUAGAAUUUUUCUUUGAACCAAAUGAAUAUUUUGAGAAUAAAAAAUUAACCAAGGAAUACAUAAUGAGAUCUGAGCCAGAAGAAGGGGACCCUUUCUCAUUUGAAGGUCCAGAAAUAAUCAAAUGUCACGGGUGUAAGAUAGAUUGGAAAAAAGGAAAGAAUGUGACAGUUAAAACAGUGAAGAAAAAGCAGAAGCAUAAAGCUAGUGGUACCACAAGAACUAUACAAAAAACAGUGCAAAGUGAUUCAUUCUUCAAUUUCUUUAGUCCACCCUCACCUCCAGAAGAUGAAGAAAUGGAUGAAGACACAGAAGCACUAUUAGCAGCUGAUUUUGAAAUAGGUCACUUCAUACGAGAACGGAUAGUUCCGAGAGCGGUCCUGUACUUUACUGGAGAGGCACUAGAAAAUGAUGAUGAUGAUGAUUAUGGGGAUGAAGAAGAAGGAGGUGAGGAAGGAGAUUAUGAUGAAGAUGCUGAUCCUGAUUAUAAUCCUGGUGGCUCCAAAUAGAAAUCAGUUUUGUAUACACACAUCUGGAAUGUUAAUAGAAGGAGAAGCCUGCAGACUGUAAACAACAAUGAAGUGCCCUGAUUCUACUGUCAGACAUUUUUCUUCAUACAAAAACAAAAUAGAAACUGUUUCCUCAUUCACUCACGUCCUUUCCGCAGUGUUCGGUUUCUUAGCCAGCUGACCAAGAAAUGGAAGCUUUUCACUUGAGUGCAUUUGUUGCUAGGCAACUAUUUACAGUUGUUCUUUUUUCCUGUGAUGUUUUCAAAGCCUCCGUUGGCGUUUUUUCAAAGCUUUCAGAAAAGAGUCUGUGUAGAAAAGUUAUUUGUUUUAAAAAACAGUGCGAAGAAGUUUUUAAUAAAUUACCAAAUACCAACUUUCAAAAUUGUUCAUACAGUGUUAGAAUGUAAACUUAUUUCAUAUAACUUUUUAUAUUAUUCUUGGUUUGUUACACAUGUUUUAAGAAGAUUUUAAAUGUUAAGAUGGGAGAAAAUAUUGUGUCAAGUGUUGCAUAUGAAAUGAAUUGAAUCAUAGCUAAAAGAUUGGUUUAUGUUUUCAUUAUUUUAACAUACAUGUAUUGGUGUAAAUGUGGUAUCAUCAAUUUUGACUCUUGAAAGGACAGGCUUUACAGCUGCUAGUGUAGUAUGUUUAUUUGUGCAAUGAUUUGGACUGUUAAUGACUUGCAAUAAUUAUGUUAAUGAAUAUUACUUAUUACAAACCACCCUCAGUGAAUAACUGUUUAUUAUCUGUAUUUUACUCGGAAUUGGUAACAUAGGACUUUCAUAUAUAUGCUCUUGAAUUAAACCUUAAUUGUUGACAAGGUCAGAUUAUUUUUUGUAAAGUGAAGUGUUCAUUUGGUCACAUUUUGUGAACUUUUGUUGAGAAAAUAAGUUUAAUUUUAUUGGCUAAAUUACCUUGUAAACUGAAUGAGAUUUUUAUGCUGACGACAGGCUAUCCUUGCUUUUAUGCUUAUAAUUUUUUUAUUUUACUUUUUUUUUUGGAAGUUGUUUCUGCAUUUUGCUUAGAAGCACAAGAGUUAAGAAGUUUAAAAUCCAAAUCCUUUUUAAUAGUAAGUUUAGAUAUUGCCAGUUGCGUUAAAUAUUUAAAGUGAUGAGAUCUCAGGAAAAAAGGGGGUUGUAUUUUCUGUAAUUGUCAAAUCUUGUGAUUAAAAGAAAAAGAAAAAAAGAUACUACUUUCAUGUUGAAAUGUGUUUGACAGAUACUUAUUGUUACCUGAGCAUAUUGAUGAACGUAAAUACUUUUUUUAUGAUUUCAAGAAUAAUAUAAGAGAAAAGAGAUCUGAUAUUAGUUAGUUAUUAUGUUGAUGGUGAGAUUACUUCAUAGUAAAGUAAGUUAUUUGAACAGCAUGGGAUUGUUGGUUCAUUUUUGUAUCAACAUUUUAGACCACCUUGAACAUUUCCAGUGUGCAAGGAGAUUUCAUUUCAUAUCAUUAUUUUAUUACCUCCCCUGAAUAUGAUACCUGAUAAGUUGUUUUCUAGUCUUUUAUUUAAAAAUAAACAUGGGAAAUCUAUAUUACAAUUAGUUUGCUGUCUCCCUUGGCAACAAGUUGUUACCAGUCUUCAAAUAUUUGAGACAUUGUAUUGAAGGGCCCAUUAUGCCCCAGACAGCAUCAAACAAACUUAUUUUACAACUACUGAUUUCGAAUUCAAAUCUCUUGGAUACAUUUCCAAAGUUAAUAUUUCAUCAGUCAUGCAUUUUUAAAAAAGAAUGUUUCAUUUUUUUUAUAAUAGAUUGUUGAAUGAUUGUUUUACCAUGCAUUUAUAGAGGUGAAGGUAUUUUUAAAAACGGCCUAGUCAGUUAAAUAUUCUUGAAAAACUAAAAUUAUGCUCGAUAAAAAAGGAGAUCUUGUAGGUAUAACACAUUGCUUGAAUGUUAAAUGUACAAUUUUUUUAAAGUUGACAAUUUUGUAUUUUUUUUGUGACUAAAUAACUUGGUCUCUAAACUUUUUUCCCCAUAAAAUAUAGAUUUUUACGCCCAUACUUCAUACACCUCGUUUACUGAAAAUAUGUUUGAUUUCAUUGCUGAAUGUUUCUUGUUGUUUUUUUGUGUGUGUAUAAUAUACAAAAGGCACUUUAAUAAUAUUGUACAUAUAUUCUGUUGGUAUCAUAAGUUUAUAAUAUAAAUGCCAUGUUUUUAAUGUAAGUUUCCCAAAUAAAUGCACUAAUCUUAAAGUGAAUAGGUCUACAACAUGCACAAUGUCCAUGCGUUUUUUUUAAGAUAAAAAAUUGAAACAUAAAUUAAAGCCAAUGAAAAUGUAUUUUUAUAAUAAAAAAUUUGUGUAGGAAAUAGUGCUAUUACAUUCCUAAGUGAAUUGAUAACCUUUCUUAAAGAUAAAUGGUUAACAUUGUGCCCCAGAAUGGAAAGCCAAUAAUAUGAUGUAUGCCAAUAAAUGUGUAUGAAUGCACACACACGAUGAACUUAAAAUAGUGCUACAGCUUAUCUGUUCUAGACCAAGUCACUUUAAGUAUAGUCUAUGCUUGUUUUGGUUGUUACAUAAAUUUGAUGCCUAACAAUUCGGUACCUAUGUAUAUAUAAAUAGUAAUCCACCUUGUUUCAACUCUCACACAGUGCUUUUGAACAAAGAUUUUUUCCCCCUUAAUAUACAGUAGUACAAAGUGAAAUUAAUUUACCAUUCACUUUUAAGUUCUAUAACUGGACCAUUUAUUGUUCAGUAUUUCAAAUUAGUAGUUUUUUCAACUGCUUUCAAAAUUGAUGUAUGGGUAAUUUCUGCUAGCUCAAGUAGAUUGUUUUUUUUCAUUCACCACGUAGGUUAUAAUGUCAUUGUGUACAUGUUAUAUAUAUGCUUAAAAUUUUGAAAGCUAUUCUCUUGGUGAUGAGACUAUUAAGGGUAGAAAAUUACAAAGAAAUAUUUGAAAUUUAUCUCGUAUUUUUGAAGACAAGGCACAAACUGAACAAAAUCACAUUUAGGGUAUGCUAGUAUUGUUCUUUAUAAACAAUUUGAUACUGGAAAAGGGUUGAGCUGUAUCAUUAACAUGUCUUCAUUAAAGAAUAUUAUUUAAGAGUUUCCACAAUAUUCGUCAUAUCAAGGAAUAUAGAUUUUUGUGAGAUUUUUAAAAAAAAUGAACCAAAAAGAAAGAAAAAACAUUUUUCUCCAAACCCAUUUCUGAAUUACUUUUUUUUAAACAGAAAGGUUACUGUGAUAGUAAGUCAUAUUGGGGAAAAUAAACUUACACACUUAAAAAAAGUAAACAUAUGUCAUUUACUGAUUAGCAUGCUUGUGUAUUUACUAUGAAAGUUGAUGUGAAAAAUGAAUAAAAUAUGUUUAAACAAUUA